AAUGGAUUUACAACAUUCUAAAUCUUAUGCAGCAUUGAACUAGUAGAAUUGCUAACUAUUUAAACCGAAGCCUCUCUCAAUUAGAUAAUAGAUGGGUAAUUUAUUAGAAGAAUAAAGCAGCUUAGUUACCUACACAGACUCCAAGAGUAUAGAUAUAGGCUCUUACUACUCCAACAACAAUUGAAUGUGAUUCAAAGUAUGAUUUCAAAUUUAUUUAGCCCAUAUCUAAAUUAGUAACUUUGUUCAUUUAAGUCAUAUAGAAUCUCCACUGAAAUAAUAAAUGGUUCUCCUCUAGAUCAAAUAUAAUUGAUAUUAAGAGAAAACGAGAAGCUAAAACGAUCAUUAAACUAAAAAUAGCAAAUUAUUGAAUCAUUAAGUCGAACUCGCAAAGUUAAACCAAGAUUGGACUUUUGUGACUUAAAAAAGAACUCUAGAUCUCUUCUUUAACCAUCAAGUUAAUAGGAAUCUAUCAAACCUAAGAAUAUUGAAGUAAAAUAGUCUAUCUCUUAAAAUUAUAAUAAACGCACUAAAUUACCAAAAAUAGAGGAUUCCAUACCCACAAAUGAAGAUGACUGUAAUUUCACAUUUGCCAAUAAUUUUUUUAACAAUAAUACUUGCAAAAAUUAAAAGAUCAACUUCAAAUAAGUGUUUACAUAAUCUCAUUUGAAGAAAAAAUUUUUCACUUGA
Molecule: messenger RNA, 687 nt
Organism: Paramecium pentaurelia
Lineage: Eukaryota; Ciliophora; Oligohymenophorea; Peniculida; Parameciidae
Source: the annotation of a GenBank genome assembly